Molecule: messenger RNA, 1924 nt
Organism: Saccoglossus kowalevskii
Lineage: Eukaryota; Metazoa; Hemichordata; Enteropneusta; Harrimaniidae
Product: metal cation symporter ZIP14-like
Biological process (GO): zinc ion import across plasma membrane; intracellular monoatomic cation homeostasis
Cellular component (GO): plasma membrane
Molecular function (GO): monoatomic cation:bicarbonate symporter activity; zinc ion transmembrane transporter activity
Source: RefSeq, a predicted model, not a curated record
GUCGAUCGUGAUGUUUGCCAACAGCCAUCUAGUUGCAUUCGUUUCAUGCUGUUUAGUGAUUAUGUACAGUACACAUGGACACGACGAAGACCCGUUCCACGAUGUUGACGAAUAUUUAGAAAGUGUAAAACCCGAAAGCAAGUCGAAUAUCACAGCCACCGAGACUGAGCAUAUUAUACGAAUAUUAUGGAACAGAAUGCAAUGUGAUACCAUUGAUUUUACUAACACGAAUACGUCAUGUCAAGAGUGUCUUCCUGUUGAGAGUUUAUUCACCAUCGUUGAUGCUGAUAUGAAAUAUGGUUUAAACGUACCGCAGUUCCACCAGGCGAGCGUAGUACUAUUGUAUUAUGUCACAGAUUUGGGAACCGUGUGCAAAACCAUAUUAGAUCCGAGUGCAAAAGACUACGAUUAUUUCUCACAGUCACUGCUGGACUACGACAGUGACAGCGACCCCAACAGACACACGUAUCACGAAUUUCAGAAUGUGAUUGAAGACAUCAACGCUACGUAUGUAGCGACUAAUUAUGCCAAGUGUUUUACAGCAGAGAGCGCCUACAAUGAAUCCACAAUGGCCAAUCACAAAAUCGGGGCGGAUGCCGACGAAUUAGCAGAACUGUCGACAAUCACCGUGUCGUAUCUAGUGUUUGGGUACUGCAUUGGCGAACCAUCAAAGAUAGAUACUGAUUCCUUUUUGUGGGAAAUAUUUAAAGUAUAUGGAGAAGAUGGUUACAUAUCCCUGCAUUCGUUGGAACAUAUGUUGGAGGAUCUUGGUAUCGGAGAAGAGGAGGAAUUGCAUAGCCACAGCCUAUCGAUUCACAGACAGAGACGUGACUUGAAUCUUCAAGAUUCGUACAAUACCAUGGAGGCAGAAGAAGACGACGUGGCAUACAAAACAUCUCACGGGUGUUACAGUGCGAGUGAACUAUUCGGUAUGUUCAGUAUUAAUCACACAAUUGGUGCAAACGAAGACGAGUUUUUAGAGAUGAGUCCUUCAUUGCUACAACAAAUACUCAGUGGUGUAUGCCAUCCAGAAUCUGAGCCAAUCGAAUCCGCCUCGGCCGAGAUGUUUCUUUAUGGCACGGUGGCAGUACUCGUCAUUUGUUUGUGUUCCUUCUUAGGAAUAUUAACAAUACCAGUUAUAGGCAAGACAUUUUAUAAUAAGUUAAUGCAAACAUUGAUAGCACUAUCCGUGAGUACCAUGUCUGCUGAUGCGUUAUUGCAUCUGAUUCCACACAGUGGUGAUGGGCAUGGACACAGUCACCACCAUGUACCUAGCCUCGAUCAGGGAAAUAAUAUUAGGGAAGAUACUUCUAUACAAAUGAAGAAUCAUGUGACGAAAUCGGAAUCCAGCGCUGACCUUGUGUCUGGACUUUCUGAUGACAAAACGCUGGAAAUUAUUGAAGAACAUUUCGAAGAUUCAAAAACAAAGAAAAAAUGGUGGCAGUAUUUGAACAGUUUGGCUGUCAUGGUGAUAAUAGGUGAUGGUUUGCAUAACUUCGCCGAUGGUCUGGCUAUUGGUGCAGCAUUUUGUAUCGAUGUUUUAACGGGGGUGUCCACCAGUAUAGCUGUGCUAUGUCAUGAACUGCCGCACGAAUUUGGUGAUUAUGCCAUUUUAGUGUCAACUGGUAUGGGUUAUAAGCGAGCUUUACUUUGGAAUGGAAUUUCUGCUAGCUUUGCGUUUGUUGGGUUGUACAUUGGUCUAGUUAUUGGUAGUAUAGACGGCGUCAGUGAGUGGAUACUUGCAAUCACCGCCGGUAUGUUUCUGUACAUAGCAUUGGCUGAUAUGACACCACAAUUGACGCAAUAUAAAAGUUCAACGCGGGGAGAUAACUGGUUGGUGUUUUUAUGGCAAAAUAUUGGAAUACUAACAGGAUUUACUAUUAUCUUUCUCUUGGCUUAUUUUGAACACGCCAUCGAAGUUUGA